CACUGACUGUCGCAUGUGCUGCACGCUCCGAGCACAAAAACGCAUCUUUAGUUCCCACACAGCGAGGUUUCCCCGCGUGCUGAGCACGCGCUGUGGUCAACUGACACCCUACUGUCCCAACAAACGACAUGAAGGUGCAGAUGGAUGGCUUCCAUAAACUACAGGAUGACCUUGAAAAGGUUAUCGAGAAGGACGACAGUGGAAGUUCCGUCACCGAUUCAGAUGAGGUUUCUCGGUCUGAGCCUCGUACAACUCGAGAAAAGAUCCUCCAUCUGCUGCACACCAACAAAUUCCAGAUCGGAGUCAUCUGUCUCGUCAUUCUGGACUGCUUCCUUGUAAUCAUUGAACUUUUGUUGGACCUCCGAGUCUUCGAGCUUCCAGAUCAUGAAAAUCACAUCGCUCCCAAGAUCCUGCAUUACAUGAGUCUGUCCAUCUUGAGUAUAUUCCUGGUGGAAAUCGGAGUGCGGUUAUACGCCAUGCGCCUCGAUUUCUUCAAACACAAGCUGGAGUUGUUCGAUGCUGUGGUUGUCAUAGUGUCGUUUAUCCUGGACAUCAUCUACCGCAAUGCCGAAGGAGCAGCUAAUGGCCUUGGACUUCUCAUAGUCCUGAGACUGUGGCGGGUUACACGUGUGCUGAAUGGAAUAGUAAUGUCUGUAAAGAGGCAAUCAGAGAAACGCCUGGAAAGAGAGCGCCGUCUUCGUACUGCCUGUGAACAAGAACUGGCAAAAUAUCGCCAAUAUUGCUCUUCUCAGGAACGUGAGAUUGAACUUCUGCAAGGCAUAUUGAGGAAACACGGCAUAGAGUAUAUCGAAAAAUCGCAGAAACCUCCAGCUGUCAGCACCAUUGAUGUCGUUGCGGAAGUCAAUCAGUCGUCAGAUAAAACCCACGACGAUGCCAAAGCUGAUAAGCAUGAUAAGGGUGGGGACAAAACAAAUGAUGUUGGAACAUAAUGAUGUUUAGUAGUUUUGAACCUCUGUACAUAUUGUACAUAACAAUCAGCAUGUUGGGCACCAUGGUGACCAUCUUUUGUGGUUGCCAUGGCGACAACGGAUGAAUUUUUAUAUGGAUAUUGUUAUAAUUAGUCAGUCUUUAUUUUGUUGUUGCCUCUACAUUUACACAGCUAAUUGUCGGAUAGUGUCCUCUUUUUUCUAAUUCUUGUUUACUCCAAAUCCUUAAAUGAUGGAAAAAACAAUUGUGGUUGUGCUUGUUGCUGCAGAAAAGUUUGUUUUUCAGAAACAUUGCCUUUUUGUGAAAGUUUAUCUGACAGCUGGUGCAGUGUGAAACAGAAUUAAUGUAAAGACUGUGAACUGGUUAUCCAUGUGAUUCAUUCUCCACAACUCCAGGGCAUGCAGUUACUUAACUCCACUCUGGGAUAUCUGGUUAAUGGCAGUUCUCAGUCACUGCUUCAUGGUACUCGAAGGUGCUCUUUAAACAACAUGUCCUUGUGCAGAUCAUUCAUCUAUUUACUGUCACAAGUUUUGUUUUCAAAGUGUUAGAAAAUUGCUGACAUUUUGAUUUGGGUAUCAUUUCUACCUGAGUCAGUUUGGGAUAUAUGUCUCUGUUGGGUUUAGGAGAAUGCCAUUCUGUUUCCUUUCAAAAGUUUAGACUCACUAGUAUAAAUAUAGCCACAUACUUCAGGCAACGGUUUUAAACUAAAUUUUGCAAAAUAUUCCAUACUGUUUAAAGGUACUGUUUACACAUGAACUGAUGUA
Messenger RNA from Haliotis rubra (blacklip abalone), 1712 nucleotides. Its product is annotated as voltage-gated hydrogen channel 1-like. The record is from RefSeq and is a predicted model, not a curated record. Gene Ontology annotation, biological process: proton transmembrane transport. NCBI's taxonomy places the organism in Eukaryota, Metazoa, Mollusca, Gastropoda, Lepetellida, Haliotidae. The transcript is spliced from 3 exons. The coding region runs from base 129 to 950 and encodes 273 amino acids. Gene Ontology annotation, molecular function: voltage-gated proton channel activity. Gene Ontology annotation, cellular component: plasma membrane.